UUCAAACAUGAAGGUGUUUUAUCAAACUAUUUUGGGACUGGCGCUUAUUUUUGCCAUACUAAGUUCUUCUUUGACUUACGCCACACCAUUAGAUGACAAUAAGUCGGAUGAGUCUCUCCUAAGCGAAAAUUCGGAAUCGGAUGAAUCUGUGCCCAAUGAAAUUCAACAGGAUUAUCUCAAUGUGGCCAACUACGUUACCCCGACUCCUCCAUGGUGGUGGAACUAG
Drosophila santomea is the source of this 226-nucleotide messenger RNA. RefSeq lists its product as uncharacterized. The transcript has a single exon. The record is from RefSeq and is a predicted model, not a curated record. Bases 8 to 226 code for a protein of 72 amino acids. NCBI's taxonomy places the organism in Eukaryota, Metazoa, Arthropoda, Insecta, Diptera, Drosophilidae.